UGCCUGGUCCCGCCCGGGUCCUCGGGCGACGAAGAGGCGCGGCUCGCCAUCCGGCACCAGCGAGGACGCCGGUCCAUAUAUAAGGCGGCCGGCGGGCUGUCUCGGCACAGUUCAGCAGCUGCAGCCGUCCACAGCAUCAUGAAGGUCCUGGUUGUCCUGAGCGCCGUUUUGGCGGUGUGCGUCGCCACCCCCGGCUACCUGUCGGCGCCUGCGCUGCUGGCCCGCGGCAUCGCCGCCCCCGGCCUCCUCGCCGCCCACGCGCCGGCGGUCAUAGCCGCCGCCCCCGCUGUCGUCCGCACCAUCCCUCCCGGCGGCCCCGCCAACAUCGUGAUCGGACCCGGCGGUGUGCCCCUGGACACCCCUGAGGUGGUCGCCGCCAAGGCGUCGCACGCCGCCGCCGUCGCCGAGACGAGGGCCCGCGACGCCGUCGUGAACGCCGCCCCCGCCGUCGUGGCCGCCGCCGCCCCCGCCGUCGUGGCCGCCGCCCCCGCCGUGAUCGCCGCCAGGACGCCUGCCGCCACCGUGCUGGCCGGCCACGGCCUGCUCGCCCCCGCCGCCGCCCUCCGCUACGCCGCCGCCGUGCCGGCCCUGCGCUACGCGGCCGUCGCCCCCGCUGCCCUCGGAUACGCCGCCGCCCACACCAUCGUGGCGCCGGCCCCCAUCCACCCCGGCUACGCCGCGUACGGACCGGCCAACAUCGUGAUCGGACCCGGCGGUGUGCCCCUGGACACCCCUGAGGUCGCCGCCGGCAAGGUCGCCGACGCCGUCGCCCACCUGGAAGCCAAGGCCCGCAACGGCGUCCUGCUGGGCUGAACUGUCCCCGUGUCCCAACAACCCUACGACCAAACGGCAAUCACUGCUCAUGUAUAUACCUGAAAAUGGAUAAAUAUAUUUAUUUUCUGCAAA
Molecule: messenger RNA, 906 nt
Organism: Schistocerca piceifrons (Central American locust)
Lineage: Eukaryota; Metazoa; Arthropoda; Insecta; Orthoptera; Acrididae
Product: cuticle protein 18.7-like
Exons: 2
Coding region: 139-813 (224 amino acids)
Source: RefSeq, a predicted model, not a curated record